AUGGCUGGCGCACUGGCAGGUCUGGCCGCGGGCUUGCAGGGCCAGCGGGUCGUCCCCUGCCCGGACUCGGACUCCGACACAGACUCGGAGGACCCGAGUAUCCGGCGCAGCGCGAGCGGGCUGCCCCGCUCGCAGGUCAUCCACAGCGGUCACUUCAUGGUGUCGUCGCCGCACAGCGACUCGCUGACCCGGCGGCGCGACCAGGAGGGGCCCGUAGGGCUCGCCGACUUCGGGCCGCGCAGCAUCGACCCCACACUCACCCGCCUCUUCGAGUGCAUGAGCCUGGCCUACAGUGGCAAGCUGGUCUCCCCCAAGUGGAAGAAUUUCAAAGGCCUGAAGCUGCUCUGCCGCGACAAGAUCCGUCUCAACAACGCCAUCUGGAGGGCCUGGUAUAUCCAGUAUGUGGAGCGGAGGAAGAGCCCCGUGUGUGGCUUCGUGACCCCCCUGCAGGGGCCUGAGGCUGACGAGCACCGGAAACCGAAGGCCGUGGUCCUGGAGGGGAAUUACUGGAAGCGGCGCAUCGAGGUGGUGAUGCGCGAGUACCACAAGUGGCGCAUCUACUACAAGAAGCGGCUCCGUAAGUCCAGCAGAGAAGGGGAUCUCCUGGCCCCAAAGCAGGCGGAAGGUGGGUGGCAGUCACCGGAGCGAUGGUGCGAGCAGCUCUUCUCCAGCGUGGUGCCCGUGCUACUGGGGGGCCCAGAGGAGGAGCCCGGCGGGCGGCAGCUUCUGGACCUCGAUUGCUUUUUGUCCGACAUCUCCGACACACUCUUCACCAUGACUCAGCCCAGCCCCAAGCCCCUGCAGCUGCCCCCCGAGGACGCCUACGUUGGCAAUGCUGAUAUGAUCCAGCCGGACCUGACACCUCUACAGCCCAGCCUGGAUGACUUCAUGGAGAUCUCAGAUUUCUUCACCAGCUACCGCCCCCCACAGACGCCCAUGCCUUCGAACUUCCCAGAGGCCCCCAGCUUCAGCCCCGUGGCCACCUCCUCCUUCAGCAGUGGUAUCCUGGGCUCAGAGGUGCCCCCUGCCUCCUCGGGCAUGACCCACCUCUCGGGGCAUAACCUGCUGCAGGCUCGGAGCAGCUGCCCUGGCCCCCUGGAUUCCGGUGCCUUCCUGAGCUCUGAUUUCCUCCUUCCUGAAGACCCCAAGCCCAAGCUCCCACCGCCUCCCACACCCCCACGGCUCCUCCAAUACCCUGUCCCUGCCAAGGGGCCUGGCCUGGAGCCCCGUCCCCCACCCCACUUCCCUCCCAUGGCUCCGCCCCCUGCUGUGCUGCAGGAAGAGUCUCUCUUCUCUCCCAGAUUCUCAUUCCCUACUGUCCCUCCUGCCCCGGGAGUGUCCCCACUACCUGCUCCCACUGCCUUCCCACCCACCCCACAGCCUGGCCCAGGCCCUGCCCCCUCCUCCUUCCCCCUUCUCCCUUCCGGGUAUCCGGAGCCCCCAUUUGGGCCUCACUUCACAGUGUCCCACAGCCUGCGGCCCAGAGGCAAGCCCCCCACCCCAUCCCCUAGGGGGCAGAGGCCCAGCCCCCGCACCUUGGCCCCUGCUGCUGCCAGCCCCGCUGCCACUGCUGGGGGCAACAACCCCUGCCUCACCCAGCUGCUCACAGCAGCCAAGCCUGAGCAAGCCCUGGAACCACCACUUGUGUCUGGCACGCUCCUCCGGCCCCCAGGGUCCCCGGUAAGGUGGCAGGCACUGGGAGGUGGGGGUGAGCCCCGGGGCUUCACUCCAACUCUCCGUCCUUCUCCACUCCAGCAGGAGACGGUCCCUGAGUUCCCCUGCACCUUCUUUCCCCCAACCCCGGCCCCCACACCGCCCCGGCCACCUCCCGGCCCAGCCACACUGGCCCCUCCCAGGGCCCUGAUUGUCCCCAAAGUGGAGCGGCUCUCACCCCCAGCACCCAGCGGAGGUGAGCGUCGGCUGUCUGGGGAACUCAGCUCCAUGCCAGACCCGGGGACCCUGGGCGUCCGCGUCUCUCCCCCUCAGCCCAUCCUAAGCCGGGGCCGUCCAGACAGCACCAAGACUGAGAACCGACGCAUCACACACAUCUCUGCGGAGCAGAAGCGGCGCUUCAAUAUCAAGCUGGGCUUUGACACCCUGCAUGGGUUGGUGAGCACACUCAGCGCCCAGCCCAGCCUCAAGGUGAGCCCCCAGCCCAGAGUGGCACCACCAGAACCAAGACCAAAGCCCCAGGGCCCUCCAGACACCCUGUUGCCUCCUCCCGCCUCAGUGCCUCAGCGGGUCCUGGGGUGGGGGCGCCUCCAGCUCCUCAGCCCCCUGGUGAUGCCGCAGAUGAGCAAAGCCACCACGCUGCAGAAGACGGCUGAGUACAUCGCCAUGCUGCAGCAGGAGCGGGCGGCCAUGCAGGAGGAGGCCCAGCAGCUGCGGGACCAGAUCGAGGAGCUCAAUGCUGCCAUUAACCUGUGCCAGCAGCAGCUGCCUGCUACCGGGGUGCCCAUCACACACCAGCGUUUCGACCAGAUGCGAGAUAUGUUUGACGACUACGUCCGGACCCGCACCCUGCACAACUGGAAGUUCUGGGUGUUCAGCAUCCUCAUCCGGCCUCUGUUUGAGUCCUUCAAUGGGAUGGUGUCCACGGCAAGCUUGCAGAGCCUCCGCCAGACCUCGCUGGCCUGGCUGGACCAGUACUGCUCCCUGCCUGCUCUCCGACCAACUGUCCUAAACUCCCUACGCCAGCUGAGCACAUCUACCAGCAUCCUGACGGACCCAGGCUGUAUACCCGAGCAAGCCGCACGGGCAGUCACAGAGGGCACCCUCGGCAACCCUUUAUAGUGCUGGCCAGACCCUGCCACUCACUCAGCCACCCUGGGGCUGCUUUCCCUGGGCAUGGGCUCCAGGGACAACUUCUGGGCACUCCCUCCUGCCCCAGGCCUUGGCUUUCCCCUUUCCCGAGGGUCAAGCAGGGCCCAAGUCUCUUCCAACCUCCUGGAAGCUGGGAAGAACUGAGUUCCAGUCCCUGCUCUGCUAGUGACUAACACUGUGACCUAAGGGACUCAUACUCCCUCUUUGGACCUCCGUUUUCCAGUCUGCAAAAUGGGGAUGGGGAAGCUUCAACCAGAAGAUGAUCUUGAGGCCUUAGCAGCUGUGACACCUGGAGGCCUAAAUUCGCAACUCUGGAAAUUGAAGGAGGGAAGCGGACAAUCCUGUUUCCCUGUCACUUCCCCCUGCUCCCCGACAGGUGGGGCACAGGCCCCUGUUUCUGAGCAGACAAGCAGAUGAGGAGGUUCCCUCUCUCUGUGCCUUCACUGGUAGCCUGGAGGGGCUGCAGGAUGGUGUCCGUGGGUGAGGCCAGGGAGGUCUGAGCCCAGGAGAGACCCAGGCAGGGGGUGGCCAAACCAGGGCAGGCAUCUUGUGUGUGUGGGUAUGUGUGUGUGGAUUUUGUAAAGAAUUUUUAACCAAUAAAAACAAAAACUG
Diceros bicornis minor is the source of this 3435-nucleotide messenger RNA. RefSeq names its product MLX interacting protein like (gene MLXIPL). NCBI's taxonomy places the organism in Eukaryota, Metazoa, Chordata, Mammalia, Perissodactyla, Rhinocerotidae. The record is from RefSeq and is a predicted model, not a curated record. The coding region runs from base 1 to 2793 and encodes 930 amino acids. Gene Ontology annotation, cellular component: nucleus. Gene Ontology annotation, biological process: regulation of transcription by RNA polymerase II. The transcript has 15 exons. Gene Ontology annotation, molecular function: RNA polymerase II cis-regulatory region sequence-specific DNA binding; protein dimerization activity; DNA-binding transcription factor activity, RNA polymerase II-specific.